AUGUUCUCAACCUUCACGGGCAGCUCCCGGCGGCCGAGAAACGUGAACCUGAGCGGGCAGGCCAGCAACCCGUUCUCCAACACAUCAUGGUCUCCUUCGGCCGCUUCGAAUGCUACAAAGACCGUUUCGGAUGCGCAGGCCGAUCGAGAAAAGCGACAGGCGGAGAGACGGCGUUUGAAGGCCGCGUCACAGAUACAGAAGACAUGGAGAGGAUACAGAUCAAGGUCUACCCUGAAGGAGCAGCGCAGGGAUGACUUUGAUCUCGUCUAUCAAUCUCCCUCCGAUGCCGAUGCUUUCCAGAGGCUAUACGUUUCUUUCCCCCUCCUGUUGUCUUUUUUCUCUGCCGCUCAUGCCGGUGAUGUGCAACGCCUGUUCUUAUUCAUCAAAGACUGUAAUCAUGUCUCUCUGCAGCAACUAUGUGACGCCAGCCAUCAUACGUCUCGACUCCAACCAUUAAUGGUCGUUCUGGUGCAAGCUUUGGACGUUUUAGUCGUUAAAGGUGAUACGACAUUGGAACUUCAGCAUAUCCUUACGCUCAUCAACCAUCUGGGCGUCAACUUUCCCCUCAUCAUAUUAGCAUCAGUCAACGAGUACUAUGCGGCAUUGGCAAAGCUGUGCCAAUCGCAGCGUAGUCGAGAAUGGCUAGAGCCAGUCUUUAGAUCUAUAUCGGCACCUCUGAAUACAGGCGCGGAACAUGAGUCAGAAUCAUACUCGGCCUUGGCACUACGAUUUCUAACCACGGACAACCUCCAUUUCUUUGAGCAAAACAUUGAUCAUGUAGGCGACAUGAUCAAUAUGGAGAAGCUUGCGACAGAAAUAUUACGAUUAUAUACUUAUAAAUCCGAUAAUUUGCCAGACAAGGAUCAUCUCCUCUGGCUCCUAGCCCAUUAUAUUGACUUGAGCAGGGCGCAGAAAAAUUCAAACCAGAAUUUGAUCAAUCUAAAAGCCAUUUUCACACAGCUAUCUGCAUUGUCGUCCGAUAUUAAUAUACGUAUCAGCACACAGCCGUCCCCUGAGCAACUCAACGACGCAGCUGCCGAGUCCCUUAUCUUCCCGUCAACAUCAUACAUUACUCAACAGCUACUACGACUAGUUGACAGCAAUGGCAUUUCCAGCUUGCUACGUGACUUCUCUAUUAGCCUGGCACAGUCUUCAAACCAAGAGCUGGAAGGUAGCGAGCUCCUUGCUGGCUAUAUCCUCUCUUUACUGCAAAGUUUCCCCACAAGAGCCGACGACACACGCAUGAGGCUGUUCCUCGAAGAAAUACCUACUGCAGGGGGCAAUAUCCCCAUUGUCAAAUAUCUCUGGCAGAUGAUGACCAAAACCUCGAUAUUUCAAAAACUAAAGGCUGAGUCUGAGCGACCAGCGAGAGUGCUCCACAGAUACUUUUAUGAGACUGUAUCUCGAUCUUCUUCGGCUCACACAGAAGAACAAGAAUGGAGAAUCAUCCUCUUGUUUUUAGAGCUUUAUACCUUCAUUCUUCGACUAAGCGAUGAUGAGGAUUUCCUGAGCGGCAUUUACCCUCAAGUUUUAAGCAGCGAUGUUCCACAAUCACGAACCCGAUCAUGCAGUUUGGCACUAAAAGACAUUGAAGCGCUCAUUAUAUUCCUCAAAAAUACAGCGUUCGCUCUGCAUUACAAUGUUCAAGAAAUCAUCCAAACUCGGGCAGCUGUUGAGGCUUCAGCUACAGCCCGACUAAACUCCUACUGGGGAGACUCGUCGACAGUCUCAGAUGGGCCCAAGGCCGCUAGCAAACCUCCAGCUUCGGAAGUAUCUACAAAGCUCGAUUUAGAGAGCCUUCGCGCAAUAAUCACCACUUCGUUGAAGAUGCUUUACGAAAGAGACUCGCGGAAGCAUUUCUUGUCAGCAGAUCACUGGCUCAUGACGGGCAAACUGGAAAAGGAGGAUUUUGUUGGAGCUGUCAUAGCGGAAGAAGAAAGACAGAUCCAGGAGCAGGCAGAGGAUAGCGACGCAGAGGCAGACGACGCUAUAUCUCCAUUCGAUGACGGUUUUGGAUCGCAUGCAACUUUUGCUGCGCAGCGGCUUUCUCGCCACGUCAGAUUGGAAAGGCUCAAGGCCCGCCAGAUUCGCGCUCAGAGGGAACGAAGACUUGCGGAAAUGGGACCCAAAUUGGAAAUUCUCAAGCAUAUUCCGUUUGUUGUUCCGUUUGAGACACGAGUUAUGAUAUUCAGAUCCUUCAUCAACCUCGACAGACUUCGUAGAAGUGGCAAUAGCACAUUCCCGAUGCCUCCCUUGGGAAGACACCAUGCGAAAAUCCGUCGCGGUCAGCUAUUUGAGGAUGCCUACGAGCAGUUUUAUCAGCUGGGAGAGGGUUUAAAAGACCCUAUUCAGAUUACCUUUGUUGACCAGUUCGAUACCCCUGAGGCGGGUAUAGAUGGUGGUGGCGUUACAAAAGAAUUCUUAACCAGCGUUACAUCAGAAGCUUUUGCAAACCAGCUUGGAGGCCUGGGUAUGUUUACAUCUAGUGAUAAAGGGCUACUAUAUCCUAAUCCCAUGGCUCUGGAUAUACUUCGCGAGUCACUGCGACAACAAGGGCUCACCGAGUCUGAUCACGAGUGGAGGGAAACAAUAUCCGAGUUAUUCAAACGUUAUGAAUUUCUUGGCCGUAUUGUAGGAAAGUGUAUGUAUGAAGGGAUCCUUGUUGACCUUGCAUUUGCCGGGUUUUUCCUUCUGAAAUGGCCAUCACCAAAUCGAAAAGAAGAGAACAGCUACAAAGGUAGUGUCAACGAUCUCCAAGACAUGGACGAGGAACUAUACAAGGGUCUCCUUAACCUCAAGAAUUACCCGGGAGACGUAUCUGCCCUGGGGUUCGACUUUACCAUCACGGACCAGGUGUCAGCUCCAGGGGAGCCUGUCAAGACUGUUAGCAGAAAGCUGGUGCCCAACGGUGAUGAGGUACCAGUUACAAACGACAAUCGCCUGCUAUACAUAUCCUACGCAGCUCGUCAUCGCUUAGUCCUGCAGCCGGCUCCUCAGACCAUGGCCUUUCUGCGCGGGCUUCGCGAAAUCAUUAGACCUUCAUGGCUGUCUAUGUUUAACCAAUCUGAGCUACAGCGUCUGGUUGGCGGUGACUCUAUGGAGAUUGAUGUCGAGGACUUACGCCGAAACACAGUCUAUAGCGGUCUUUACGCUGUGGGUGAUGAUGGAGAGGAGCACCCCACAAUUAAAAUGUUCUGGAACGUCAUGAACGGCUUCACAGACGCUCAAAGGCGCGACGUUCUCAAGUAUGUCAGCUCAACGCCGAGAGCACCGCUUCUUGGCUUUGCACAGCUGAAUCCAAAGUUUGCCAUUCGGGAUGGUGGCUCGGACCAAGAACGACUGCCGAGCACUAGUACGUGUGUUAAUUUGCUAAAGCUACCGGUUUAUAAGUCAGAAUCAACUUUACGAACGAAACUACUGUACGCGAUAUCGUCAGGGGCUGGGUUUGAUUUGAGUUAGAGUUUAAAGCGUGGUUAGCAGGAUAGACAAGGAAUAACACAUGUAGGGAUAAAUGCAAGGAGUUGGAGUAUAAUGCUAAAUUUGAAAACAC
Messenger RNA from Trichoderma atroviride IMI 206040, 3550 nucleotides. RefSeq lists its product as uncharacterized. Gene Ontology annotation, molecular function: ubiquitin protein ligase activity; protein binding. Lineage: Eukaryota; Fungi; Ascomycota; Sordariomycetes; Hypocreales; Hypocreaceae. Gene Ontology annotation, biological process: ubiquitin-dependent protein catabolic process; protein polyubiquitination. The record is from RefSeq and is a predicted model, not a curated record.